Eimeria mitis is the source of this 1158-nucleotide messenger RNA. Its product is annotated as molybdenum cofactor synthesis protein, putative. Bases 1 to 1158 code for a protein of 385 amino acids. Gene Ontology annotation, molecular function: ubiquitin-like modifier activating enzyme activity. The record is from RefSeq and is a predicted model, not a curated record. Gene Ontology annotation, cellular component: cytoplasm. The transcript is spliced from 11 exons. Lineage: Eukaryota; Apicomplexa; Conoidasida; Eucoccidiorida; Eimeriidae.
AUGGGGGCGCCCCUCAGCGUGGGCCACUUGACGAUAGUGGAUGGAGACACCGUAGACACCACGAACCUCCACAGGCAGGUGUUCUUCAGGGAGGCAGAUGUGGGCAGCAGCAAAAGUAAGGCCCUCGCAAGGGCCUGCAGGCUACUUGACUCAGAGGCUUCUGUGGAUGCAGUGGAUGCCUUCAUAGACUGGCGGGCAGCAGAUGAGCUGGUGGCUGCACACGACAUCGUUGUUGACGCUACAGACAGCAGAGAAGCAAGGGGGGCCCCCAAUUUUAAAGACAGCGGCGCAUGCGAUACCCAUGGGGUACUGGGACCCGUUCCAGGACUUGUUGGCCUCAUGCAGGCCCUGGCCGUGCUGCAGAUAGCGGGGGGCCCCUCUCUUCAUCGGGGGGCCCCCGAGGCCCCUGCGGGGCCCGGGGGGCCCCAGGGGCCCCGCAUGUUUGUGUAUGAUGGAGACGACCCCCAGAGACCGUGGCGCUCCUUCGCUCUUCGGGGCAAACAAAAAACCUGUAUAGCUUGUGGCGAAUCCCCCCAAAUCACUCAGAUGGAGGUCUGUCCCUCAGCUGCUUCUCUUGCUUGUGGCGAAUCCCCCCAAAUCACUCAGAUGGAGGCGCGGCCUGAGUACAGUGGGGUGUGUUGGUAUCCUUCUGUUCCUCCCCCUCGUCGUUUGUCUGCUGCUGCGUUUGCUGCUCGGCUAGCUAUGUGGGGGGCCCUGUGGCAGCAGCCAGUGUUCUCAGCAGCAGCUACCUGGCUGCGCCGUGCUGCAGCAGCAGCAGCAGCAGCAGCAGAAACAGCAAGGGCAGCGGAGCCAGCUGCUGCUGCUGCUGCUGCUGCUGCUGCUGCUGCUGCGGGGGAAAUGAUGGUGCUCAUCGAUCAUCAGCAGCAACAGCAACAGCAGCAGCAGCAGCAGCAGCAGCUGCAGGGGCAGCGUCCUACAGCAGAGUAUAGAGUGUUAUGGUGUGAGGCUGAGGGAAAAGACUCAGCCAUAGCAACAGAAGCAGUGCAUGCGCUGCUGCACCACCCACACCACCGGAGCAAACAGGGGGGCCCCCCGGACGGGGGCCCCCCAAGGGGGGGGCCCCCAAGGGUCUUUAACCUUGACAGGGGCCUCGAGGGCCUCGUAGACGAGGGCCUCAUUCGUAUGCCUGUACCCUGA